CUGACGGAGAGACGAGACGCAGACAGCCAGGGCCGAGAGAGGGAGUGGGACCAGAGGAGCCAGAGGAACCGGAGGAGACGACCCACAGAGGAUUGCGAUACCUGCACAGUGACCUCAUAUCUGCCGGACUCCCACAGUGAAGUGGAGGCUGGAGCGGACGAGCAGCCUCUCCAGUGCGUGGGAGCGGAGCCACUCAGGGGACACACACAAAUGAGCGACGCGCACGGACACGACUCAGGUGCAGGGAAAGCAAACUGGCGGCGCACUUAGGAUGCAGAAGUCACCUGUGGAAGAUGCAAACUUCCUCUCCAAGUUUUUCUUCUGGUGGAUGACACCGCUGCUGAGGAAGGGCUUCAGAAAGAAAUUGGAGCUGACUGAUGUGUACAAGGCUCCUUCAUUUGAUCUGGCAGACAACCUCUCCGAGAGACUCGAAAGAGAAUGGGACAGAGAGGUGGCGUCAGCCAAGAACAAGCCCAGGCUGAUGCGAGCGCUGGCCCGCUGCUUCUUUGGCCCCUUCGCCUUCUUUGGUGUCCUCCUCUAUCUCGGGGAGGCGUCUAAGACAGUGCAGCCACAGCUUUUGGGUCGUAUCAUCGCAUCCUUUGACCCGUUCCAUGCUCCAGAGCGGAGUCAGGGAUUCUUCCUGGCCCUGGGCCUGUGCCUCCUCUUCACCGCCCGCUUCCUCCUGCUGCAGCCCGCCAUCUUUGGCCUGCAUCACCUGGGUAUGCAGAUCCGAAUCGCCCUCUUCAGUCUUAUAUACAAGAAGACCCUGAAGUUAUCCAGCCGUGUCUUGGACAAGAUCAGCACCGGUCAGCUAGUCAGUCUAAUGUCCACCCACCUCAACAAGCUAGAUGAGAGCCUGGGUCUGGCCCAUUUUGUGUGGAUCACCCCCCUGCAGUGUAUCCUGUGUGUGGGUCUGCUAUGGGAACUGAUCGAGGUGAACGGCUUCUGCGCCCUGGCAGCACUGACCCUGCUGGGUAUCAUCCAGGCCUGGCUCUCACAGAAGAUGGGACCUCAUCGGGUAAAACGAGCAGGGAUGAUCAGCCGCCGCCUGGCCCUCACCUCUGAGAUCGUGGAGAACAUCCACUCUGUGAAGGCGUAUGGCUGGGAGGAGGUGAUGGAGACCAUCAUCAAGAACAUAAGGCAGGACGAGAUGACACUGACGAGGAAGAUCGGUUCUCUGCGUUACUUCUACAGUGCUUCUUACUUCUUCUCUGCCAUCUUGGUUAUCGUAUCAGCCAUUGUGCCUCAUGCACUCAGCAAAGGCAUCAUACUGCGUCGAAUCUUCACCACAGCCUCUUACUGCAUGGUUCUGCGUAUGACGCUGACCCGUCAGCUGCCGGGAUCCAUCCAGAUGUGGUACGACACGCUGGCACUGAUCAAGAAGAUUGAGGAAUUCUUGAUGAAGGAAGAGUACAGAGUGCUGGAGUACAACCUCACCACGAGUGAAGUAGAACUGGUCAAUGUGUCUGCAUCGUGGGAUGAGGGCAUCGGUGAGCUGUUUGAGAAGAUUAAGCAGGAGAGCAAAGCAAAUGGACACCUGAACGGUGACGCCGGCCUCUUCUUCACCAACCUAUACGUCACACCUGUCCUUAAAAACAUCAACCUGUACCUGGAAAAGGGCAAGAUGCUGGCAGUGGCUGGAUCCACUGGCUCAGGAAAGAGUUCCCUGCUCAUGAUGAUCCUUGGAGAGUUGGUGCCAUCAGAGGGUAAAAUCAGACACAGUGGCCGCAUCUCCUUCUCACCACAGACUUCCUGGAUCAUGCCGGGGACGAUCCGUGACAACAUCCUGUUUGGCCUGACCUACGAUGAGUACCGCUACACCUCCAUCAUCAAGGCCUGCCAGCUAGAAGAGGACUUUGCCUUGCUGCCAGAGAAAGACAAGACGCUCCUUGUUGAAGGCGGGGUAACCCUCAGUGGUGGUCAAAGGGCUCGCCUCGGCCUGGCCAGAGCUGUGUACAAAGAUGCCGACCUCUACCUGCUGGAUGCACCUUUCACCCACCUGGACAUCGUGACAGAGAAAGAGAUCUUUGAGAAAUGCGUCUGUAAACUUAUGGCCUCCAAGACUCGUAUUGUGGUCACCAGCAAGUUGGAGCAUCUCAAACGGGCAGACAAAAUUAUUCUGCUGCACAACGGCGACUGCUACUUCUACGGCACCUUCUCAGAGCUGCAGGCCCAGCGCCCCGACUUCAGCUCCCUCCUCCUUGGCCUUCAAGCUUACGAUAACAUCAACGCAGAGCGACGCAGCUCCAUUCUCACAGAAACUCUCCGCAGAGUCUCCGUAGAUGAAACUGCCGGCUUCCGAGGACCAGAGCCAAUUCGGCAGUCGUUUCGCCAGCAACCACCUCCAAUAAUCGGUUCUGGAUCUCAAGGCCACCCUGUGGGCGAUGGCUACCCAGAAAAACGCAAACAGUCCCUCAUCCUUAGCCCCCUGGCAGCUGCCCGCAAGUUUUCCUUCAUUGGGAACUCGCAACAGACUUUAAAUGCACCACAGUCCUCAAUAAUAGAGGACGGGGUUUGUGAACUUUCAGAGAGAAGAUUCUCUGUGGUACCCGAGGAUGAUCAAGUAGAGGAGGUGCUCCCCAGGGGGAACCUGUACCACCAUGGGUUGCAGCAUUUCAACGGGCAGAGGCGCCAGUCUGUCCUGGCAUUCAUCACCAACGCACACGGUCAAGAGCGGAGAGAGCAGAUGCAGUCGUCCUUCAGAAGAAAACUGUCCAUUACACCGCAGUGCGAUCUGGCGUCUGAACUGGACAUUUAUGCCCGUCGCUUAUCCAAGGACAGCGUUUAUGACAUUAGUGAAGAAGUGGAUGAAGAAGACAUGGAGCAAUGCUUUGCAGAUGACCGUGAGAACGUCUUUGAAACUACCUCAUGGAGCACUUACCUGCGCUACAUCACCACCAAUAAGAGCUUAGUCUACGUCCUCAUUUUCAUCGUCUUAGUCUUCGUCAUUGAGGUUGCUGGUUCAGUCAUUGGCAUUUAUCUCAUAACUGAAAAGAUCUGGAGGGACGGCGCAAACCCUUCAUCACCCAACUUCAUCAGUGAGCAGCACCCCAACGCCUCUUCGCCCCCCGGCCACCUGGCAGUAAUCGUCACAAAGACCAGUGCUUAUUACAUCAUCUAUAUCUACGUGGCCACUUCGGAGAGUGUGCUUGCCUUGGGCUUCUUCAGGGGUCUCCCGUUAGUGCACACAUUACUCACUGUGUCCAAAAGACUGCACGAGCAGAUGUUCAGCGCUGUGCUGCGAGCCCCCAUGGCUGUGCUCAACACCAUGAAGACAGGUCGCAUCAUGAACAGAUUCACCAAGGACAUGGCCACUAUAGACGACAUGCUGCCUCUGGUCCUCUUUGACCUCAUACAGCUGACAUUGAUUGUUACGGGUGCCAUCUUCACCGUCUCCAUCAUACGGCCGUACAUCUUCAUCGCUGCUAUUCCUUUGGCUGUUAUUUUUGUUAUUCUCAGGAAGUACUUUCUACGAACUGGACAGCAACUUAAACUACUGGAAGCUGAAGCUCGUAGCCCCAUCUUCUCCCACCUCAUCAUCUCACUGAAGGGUUUAUGGACAAUUCGUGCAUUUGGGCGUCAGACCUACUUCGAAAUGCUCUUCCACAAGGCGCUGAACACCCACACAGCCACCUGGUUCCACUACCUGUCAACGCUGCGAUGGUUCCUUUUCCGCUGCGACAUGAUCUUUGUCCUGUUUUUCAGCGCGGCGGCCUUCAUCGCUGUGGGAACCAACAAGGACAAACCCGGGGAGAUUGGCAUCAUUGUGGCCCUGGCAAUGCUCAUCCUGGGGACUUUCCAAUGGGCUGUCAUCACCAGCAUCACUGUAGAUGGACUGAUGCGUUCAGUGGAUCGGGUAUUCAAAUUCAUCGACCUGCCAUCAGAGGAGCCGAUGCCCGGAAAGUCUAGUGGCAAAGGAGGCCCAGAUCUCAUCAUCGACAACCCUCAUGCUCAAGACUGCUGGCCCAACCGCGGCCAGAUGGUUAUCCAGGGCCUCACCGCCAAAUACACAGAGGCUGGUCGUUCCAUUCUCAGUGACAUCUCCUUCUCUGUGGAGGGGGGGCAGAGCAUGGGUCUGCUGGGUCGAACCGGUUCAGGGAAGAGCACCCUGCUGUCCGCCCUGCUGCGUCUCGCCUCCACUGAUGGAGAAAUCUCUAUUGAUGGUGUCUCCUGGAACUCCGUCUCCCUGCACACCUGGAGGAAGGCCUUCGGAGUGGUGCCCCAGAAAGUCUUUAUUCUGACUGGAACUUUCCGGAUGAACCUGGACCCUCAUGAACGUCACAGCGAUGAGGAGCUGUGGAGGGUGGCUGAGGAGGUGGGUCUGAAGACAGUGAUCGAGCAGUUUCCAGACAAGCUGGACUUUCAGCUGGAGGACGGAGGAAACGUGUUGAGCAAUGGACACAAACAGCUGAUGUGUCUUGCACGCUCCAUCCUUAGCAAGGCCCGCAUCCUGCUGCUGGACGAGCCCUCCGCCUACCUCGACCCCAUAACAUUACAGGUCCUGAGGAAGACGCUGAGGCAGGCGUUCUCAGGCUGCACCGUCAUCCUAUCGGAGCACAGAGUAGAGCCGCUGCUCGAAUGCCAAUCAUUCCUGAUGAUCGAGGGCAGCUCCAUGAAAACCUACGACUCCCUCCAGAAACUUCUGAACGAGACGAGCCACCUGAAACAGGCCAUGAGCCCUGCCGACCGGCUACGCCUCUUCCCAACGCUUCACCGCCUCAACUCCAGCAAGAGGGCGGCGCCGCAGACCGCCAAGAUCUCGUCCCUGCCGGAGGAAGCUGAGGACGAGGUCCAGGACACGCGUCUCUAACCGGCCAGACACACAAAUACACACAAUGGCAUGAACAUAAAUUAGUUUGAUCCAGUGUUUUGAUCCAGUUGAGUCGAAUCAACAAAUGGUUAAAAUUUGUUUAUUCCCCAAAAGCUGGAAAACACUGAUACAUACUCAUGAUGGGAAAAAGUACCCAGAUAGUAGCUCAAUUUAUUUAGAGUGAAAUAAAAAAUGUAAUGUCUAGAAGAAUUGAUGAAAGUCCAAUUCUGUCCACGGUCGAUCAAACAGACCAUGGAUGAAAUUAACUAAUUUAUAUAAAUGAACUUAAAUACUACUGUCACAGAAUGAGGGUAAUUUAUUGACAUAAUUCUACAUUGAUACAAGUGGUAGAAGAGAUUUUUUGCACACAAAUAUAAUUAGUCUGAAUGUGUGUAUGGGAACAACUGUGUGUAUAAAUCUGAAAUUCUCCCUGAAUAUGAAUCAGGUCUAUUACAGAUUACAGAAAUAAAACUUUUGACAGAAGUUUCUAAUAGCUCUGUGCUAUGGGUUGACUGUUGAUCAACAUGAUACAACAGCAGUAUAAAAACAAGGUGGUAUGACAGCUGGUAUAGAAGCUGUUGGUGUAAGUCUGCCACUAAAUGAGAAACAUAAACCAGCUUGUGUAUGUGCUGCAGGGAGAGGUUUUUAAUCACCAACGCAUGGAUAAAGAUAAAAUCCUCCAUGUAAAAGAGAGCUCCAGGGGAAAAACUAAAUGGCUAUCAGUUGUGUACAAAUUGUUCAAUAAGCCCAUAAUAACACAUUACAAAUGUGUGGCCUCAGUCUGACUAAUUGGACACUUUGUUGUAGAACUAGCUCGAGGGCUUUGCAGGUUUCAGUCAAACAGGUGCCUUCAGGUGGAGGACAGUAUGUAGGACUCCCCCCACACUAACAUCAUUCUCUAAUGUUCAGUCUGGGGCCAAAACACGAUGUGCUUUGAAAAGGCAUCAACUGCAUCACAGGUUUUCUUUUGCAUUAUUGUUUCAAAAACAUUUUCAUUGGCUUGAACUUUCUAAGAAACCAGUUUCUUUCAUUCUCUGGAAACGGACCUGACACAAGAGAAGCCUCGGUAGAAGCCUGGUGUGAUCAGAUCUUAGCUUCUCUCCAAUGUACAAUUACAUGAGAAAACUCAUACGCACCAAAUCCAACCAGCUUCAUGUAGCUAACAGGAAAUAAAUAUAUUUAUUGGUAGCCAGUUCAAUUUUGGCCUUUAUCCACAUGAGUGAUUUGCUGCUUUAAUUCCUCUUCGCACCGCAGAUACGCUUCCAUUGUUACCCUGUGUGCCAGUGCAACUUUUCACCUGCGUAUGUGUGUGUUUAAAAUAACCCAACAACACAGCUUUAUACCAAACUUGGUGGGGAUAUUUCUUUGGAGGGUAUAUCUGAAUGAUAACGUUUUGGAGAUGAUUUGGGAUUUUAAGUCGAGAUCAACAAAUUUGGUCUGAAACGAGCAUUUUAAGAUAUUUCUGCAAUAUUUGAUUGGAUUAAAGCUGAGUGAGAAUGAGACUUGUGCCGUGGCUUCAUGUGUAUUGUCUGAAUAUUAUUAAUUACAAUACUCAGCUCGGUAUCUUUGAUCAGUCUGACCCCACAGUAACUUCACUGCUAUCAACACACACACAGUGACGCUGUUGGCUGACGCGUGAUGACUCAGAAACCCUUAUUUUUCUAUCUGUAUGCACUUUAGAGACACCGAGGUACUCAUCAGCUUUCAACAGUCAAAUGAUUCAAUGUUGUUUAACUCCAUCAAGUGUAAAUGUCAAAUGAUUUCCUUUGAUAACAAAUGAUGCUUGUUACUUUAAUCGUUCUGCCUCUUUAAGUUGAUGAAUUAGGGGGAAGCCAGUAAUUCAUCCAGAAUUCAAAAUGCAAUAAAGUAUUUUUUCUUUUCAGAGCCAUUGCUGUACAAACAAAACAUUUUUCAGUUUUUAUGAUUUUUUUUUUUUCCUGUUGUAUCUGAUGCUUCCCUCUGAAAGUGGAAACCGUUCGACUCCUGCGUCAUUGUAUUUUCUUCUUUGGUUGAGGGAAGACAGUGUUGCUCCUUUCAUACUGAAUAAUAGUUUUGUAUUGCAGUGAUGCAGAAAAUGAAGGUACCGCGGAGAAAUGCCUUGAUAUGUUAACUGUGACAUUUAAGAAAUUUUUUUACAGUGUAAAUUAAGAACAAAGCUGUUUCUUACACAUAGGAAAAGGACAAAGAUGUCCAAAAAAUGUAUAAAUAUAUUUGUUCAAUCAACUAUAUUUCCAGUAAAACUAUAGAUUUUGAGAA
Hippoglossus stenolepis (Pacific halibut) is the source of this 7066-nucleotide messenger RNA. It is a transcript of the gene cftr, whose product is annotated as CF transmembrane conductance regulator. Gene Ontology annotation, molecular function: ABC-type transporter activity; ATP hydrolysis activity; chloride channel activity. Lineage: Eukaryota; Metazoa; Chordata; Actinopteri; Pleuronectiformes; Pleuronectidae. Bases 272 to 4810 code for a protein of 1512 amino acids. The record is from RefSeq and is a predicted model, not a curated record. Gene Ontology annotation, biological process: chloride transmembrane transport; bicarbonate transport. Gene Ontology annotation, cellular component: apical plasma membrane; plasma membrane; cytosol. The transcript is spliced from 27 exons.